AACACCAUCUCCACAGCACCAUCAUCAUCAUCUUCACAACUAUCUUCAUCACGAUGUAUGUAUGGGAGAGCAAAUGUUAGUGCAAAUUAUGCUAUGAUGUUUAUGGUAAAAUUACUUGCAUCAAAGUGGAAACAACCAUUGGGUUACUUUUUUUUUGCACAAAGUAUAAAGCCUGACACUCUAUAG
Eriocheir sinensis (Chinese mitten crab) is the source of this 186-nucleotide messenger RNA. RefSeq lists its product as uncharacterized. The transcript has 2 exons. NCBI's taxonomy places the organism in Eukaryota, Metazoa, Arthropoda, Malacostraca, Decapoda, Varunidae. The record is from RefSeq and is a predicted model, not a curated record. The annotation marks the transcript as partial.